AUGAGGUCGGUGGUGAAAAUACGGGCAAUAAUCGGAGAGCUAGCGCUACACGGAUCCCAUAAUAAAGUACAAAGCAGUAUAAGUUCCUCUGCAGAUGUACUCAUUAUCCACUGGACUUUGGAACCCAACUGCCCCUCUCAUCUUUCAAGGAGAAUUGUGCUUUUAUGCUGUUCAUCAAAGCAGAAAAAGAAGAAGAAAAGAACAAGAGAAACUGUCAAGUUCCCAAUCUCUAAUGAAUCACCAUUUUCAUCUGCAGCCCUGACAGUUGUUGAAAAGCAAAAGCAGGAGCGGAGGGAAAACCCCCCUUUGAGUCUAAAACUCUUUCUCUGCGUUAGCAACACCAUCCGUGCAAACAGUGUGGAUCAGCCUUUCAACAUGCAAAAUGGACGGAGGUGUCUUGGCUGGACUCCCAUCGAUCUCCAGUCCCUGGUCCUGGCCAGCUGCCCCAGUGAAGGGGUUCAUGAACCAGGGAGUGCACGCUCUAGUGCCAGGUCUCUCUGCCAGCUGUGGGUGACCUGCCCACCUCUGUCCUCUCCGGUGGCUGCUGAGGAUGGCCCUGGGGCACAAGCCUGCCUUGGGUGCAGGCUGGAGGGUGGAGCACAAGUCCUGCAAGCCCUGAACCUAUCCUCUUGACAAGGCAGCAACAGGGAGACGCAUCUGGGCCUUUUGUUUUCUCUCUUCUGCUAAUUGACAUGGACUGGGCUCCAUUUCUUUGGCUUCAUUUGCAAAGGUCUUCGGGAUUAAGGAUCCCAUAUAAAUGGAAAUUAUCUUUUCCAUUUAUGAAAGGAAAAAGCACAAGUGUGUAUAAGAUGAUGAGAAAUGAUUCACAAAGGCUUUUGGUAUUCAUCUGUCCUUUUCACUGGUUGUGCAUAAUAGAUUACAAGCAGGGACAAUGCAAGUGUCCUGUUGGCACUGUUGCAGAUCCAUGCCUAUACUGCUCCUGGAUUAUUCCCAUAGUUCUCUAACUAGCCACUCCAUCUUCAGUCUGUCUCCACUAUGACACUUUGACAUGCACAACAGGAUACUACUAUAUUCCUGGAUAAAGGCAGUCAAUCAGUGAAUAAAUCAAUCAAUGCAGGGAUGGUGAGGAGGUGGAACAACUAGCAACUACAACUUUAUAGACUGCUGAUAGGAAUAAGAAUUGGGACAGGCCCUGGAGAGAUGUUUAGCAUUAUCUACUGAAGUUGAAUAUCAGCAUACUCUUUGACUCAGCAUGUAUG
This is a messenger RNA of Artibeus jamaicensis (Jamaican fruit-eating bat), 1220 nucleotides long. RefSeq lists its product as uncharacterized. The coding region runs from base 1 to 633 and encodes 210 amino acids. NCBI's taxonomy places the organism in Eukaryota, Metazoa, Chordata, Mammalia, Chiroptera, Phyllostomidae. The transcript has 3 exons. The record is from RefSeq and is a predicted model, not a curated record.